Molecule: messenger RNA, 1314 nt
Organism: Cordyceps fumosorosea ARSEF 2679
Lineage: Eukaryota; Fungi; Ascomycota; Sordariomycetes; Hypocreales; Cordycipitaceae
Product: Pyridoxal phosphate-dependent transferase, major domain protein
Exons: 5
Coding region: 1-1314 (437 amino acids)
Biological process (GO): biosynthetic process; amino acid metabolic process
Molecular function (GO): transaminase activity; pyridoxal phosphate binding
Source: RefSeq, a predicted model, not a curated record
AUGGACAACUCAGACUAUUCAAUUCCUUCUGACGCUUCUGUCCUCCUCAAAAUUGAAAUGGCUACCCGGACUUCCGCCAGGGCGCAGGCCACGGCCGAGUUCCUAAGCGCCCCGUGGCGGUUCGCCACGAGACAGACCUACAACAAGGAAAGAAACCAAGACGGUGUGAUUUCUUUCGCAUUAGCCGAGAAUAGACUCGUUGUUCAGGAUAUACGAGACUUUGUCAAUCGCAAUGUGACGUUCGAGGUCAACGACUUCAACUAUGGCACCACAUCUCGCUUCCCGAAAGCGCUGGCGGCGCAUCUCACCGAGUAUCUGCACCCGAGCCUCCCCAUUGAGCCGGAGCACAUCCGCUCGACAAGCUCCUGCACCGCCUUGCACGACAUGCUGGCGUGGGCCGUAGCCGACCCCGGCGACGCCAUUCUCCUCAACCGUCCCAUCUACGGGCGCUUUGAGCUCGACUUUACGAACCGCGAGCAGGUCAAGAUCCUGUAUGCCGACACUGAUGCCGAGACGUGUCUGCAAGUCAGCGCCAUCCAAAUGUACGAGGAGGCCUUGGCCGACGCCGCAGCGUCCGGUAUCAAGGUCCGCGCCAUCCUCAUCGUCAACCCCAACAACCCUCUCGGCCAAUGCUACCAUCGCGACACGCUGGUGGCCCUCAUGAAGCUCUGUCAGCGCCACCAGAUCCACCUCAUCAGCGACGAGGUCUACGCGUGCUCCGUCUUCGACUCGGACGAGCCCGAGGCGACGCCCUUCACCUCAAUGCUCUCCAUCGACCCGCGCGGCCUCAUCGAUGCCGACCUGCUGCACAUCGAGUACGGCUUCGCCAAGGACUUUGCCGCCGGCGGCAUGAAGCUCGGCGCGCUCGUCUCGCGCAGCCAGCCCGUGCUGCGCGCCCUCGACUCUCUCAUGCGCUUCCACACGCCCUCCGGCCCCGUCCUCAACAUGGCCUGCGCCCUGCUCGAGGACCGCGCCUGGUGCCGCGCGUACAUUGACGCCAUGCGCCGCCGCACCAAGGAGGCGCACGCACAUGCCGCGAAAGCGCUGCGCGCCGCGGGCAUUCCCUUCCUCGCCGGCUCUAACGCCGGCUUCUUUGUCUGGAUCGAUCUCUCAGCGCACCUGCCGGAGGAUCUCGACGGCGAGGCCAAUGCUGAGUUUGCGUUUGCCAAGAAGGCCCUCGCCGCGGGUGUCUUUGUGCAGCCCAAGGAGGAGCAUGACAACAAGGCCGGCUGGUUCAGGCUCGUGUACACCCAAGACCCAGACAUCAUCACCGAGGGCAUCCGAAGACUCAAGAGCGUCAUGAAGUCGGCGUAG